GAAGCCUCACUCUUGUAACAACAAAUGUAACCACAUUCUCACCACCAGGACGAAUCAACAUGUUCUCCCCAUGUCGCUUUCUUUUCGGUAACCUAUCAUAAUGCACGACCAACUAUGUGAUUCGACAAGUAUCGAACAAACAAGUUGGAAACAGGUGCUCUGCUUUGAAAGGAUCACUUUUCACGGGCGUCCAAGUCCAAUGAAUAUUGACGUUCGUGUCCAUGAUGGGGAAGACGCUUCUCCGUGGGCUAUAAGCAGACUAGGAUGAGAAUAUACAAAUGAAGAGGUAACUCGGCCACCAACUUUUCCAGCGGCAAAAAAUAAAGGUAAUGAGAGGGGAGUUCUGUUUUGCUUUGCCCUUGUUUCUUACUUUAUUUUGUGCAUUUGUAUGUCCAAAAUUUGCUCCUUUAGCAACAAACAACCUUCAAACUUCUUCUUUCGUCAGUUACUUAUCGUAUGAUUGCGAUCGUAUAAGAGCUACUUGACUAUCAAGCUCAUAAUUCUGAAGUUCAUACUUCACCAGCAGACAGUUCUCGACCGCAGCAAGACAACAUCAGGAAUGCACCGCAAACUGGGAACAUCGACAUAGACCUUCAAGCGAAUGUACGAAUCCGUAAAGACGGAUGAUCAUUUCUUUGCAACUACUUUUCGAAGGAUUGAAGCUAGAAUCUCAUCGUUUCUCGGAAAUUGACAGCAGGUUUGUCUCCUUCACGAUCAAAGCAAUCUAUUACACGACAGCACAUCAUCGAGGUCUAUUUUUUAUAGCUAUUUUCUCUACCUGUCAUCUUAAAGGGACGCAAUCUCACAAUGAUUUCUAAUUUGGCUCUGGAGUACAUUUUUAAUCAUAUCUUUCUUCCUCCAAAAUUACCCGACAAAGAGGAUGAACGAGAGAAAUAUGAUGUUGUACUUACGCAACUAUGUCAACAGGAGCUUCAGAACUUUCAUGAUUACUUACCAAGUCGUCAAAGGCCACCAGUCAAAAGAAUGAUUGGGAUGAUAAAUGGCCUGGUUUUUGAUCCAUCUGCUACUACCACAUCAUUUUCAAAUAUUAUCAAAAGUUUGAAAACAAUGAAAACCGAAGGUGUUUGCGCUUUCCACAUUGAGGCACAAAAUGCAGGAAUGAUAAUUCGACGACUCUCAACAGAGUAUUCAUUCGAGAUGUUUGAGUUGUCCCCAAGGAAUAACGAUGUCAUGGCGAAUGCCGGACGAUUACGGAGAUUUUUCCCGGGUCCCGCAAUAGCUAUUCAUCAGGACCGCAUUCACGAAGAAUCAUUCCAGGAAGCUCUAUCUCAGUGCAUUGAAGAACUCUCGCGAAAGACGCCAAACAUUGUCCAAGCGAAAACGAGUAAAGCACACGUAUCUGACAUUGAAAUUAGAGACACAGUCGAUCCAUCCCUCAUAACUAGCAUGCUUGCGGAAUCUCUGCAUGCCAUUGGUCGUCGUAUUGAUGUCCAUCGCAUUCAAAAAAGAACCCGUGAUGUCGUUCAGUGGAAAAAUUGUCUUCAUCCCUGGCGUCGUUCACCCCUUUGGCUCUUUAUCCGAGUCUGCCUUCAGACUGGACUUAUGAAACGAGAUUGUAAUGAUUCAUCACACCACCAUUACAAAACUUUUAUGAUCUUUUUCAUGUGCCAGAUUCUAGAACGCGCACUAGAGUUUUCCAUGGCUAGAGAAAUGUUGUUCAUAAUGUCGAUGAAGAUACAACGGCGCUUAGUCAAACUUGAAAGUUCAAUUAGCCGUGGGCUACAGCGGCAGAUACAAGCGGUAUUGUCCAAAGUCUCAUCCUACUUGAAAAACAAUGUGCCAAUGCUGUCAUACCAAAUAUACCCUGAUAUCGCUGCACUCAACCUGAUAGACGACACAGUGCUUAGCAUGAACUGCCUACGACCUUACCUUGACAGUCUAUCGAUGCGAAAUCAAUCAAAAUUAAAACACGCAUUUGCUGAACCUCGUUGUUACUCUCGAAUAGUUCAAUCGAAUACACAACUCCCGUGUAUGAAUACCGUGUCUUCAAGCUUCAAAAAUAGAGAGGUAACUCGCUUGCAUUUAGCAGAUGUCGAACUGUGGGUUCGAGAUCAUCUGGCUAGUUGGCUGGGUACACAUCAAAUGGUGGAAUCAUCUUGUAUCGCUCUGGCAAAGCUCAUGUCUACCUACCAGGAAGUCUCUGAUAAAGCAUAUCAAGGGAUUCCCGAAGAUCAGUCCGUAAGAAUCUUAACGUUGAUGGAAUUAUGGGUCGCAUUAGACACAUGUACAACUUUACAAGAGCCACUUGUGAAAGAUUAUAAAUGCAGAUUUACAUCAGACUUGUUCGCUCCUCUAUUGUUACCUACCAAGCCAGAAAUGCUAAGAUUAGCAUCCAUCGAACAAUAUAUUACUGAUAGAAAUGCUGCAUCAUCCGCCAACAUGCCGUGUCCCUUCUCCAUAACGAAUACUGCAAAUAGUUUUCCUGUUCGCUACUUCGAUCAAUCGUCCCGGCACCAGAGAUUACUAGAGCGGAUUAAAUCUGACACUCGCUCUGGAUGUUAUGCAAAAGUGCUCGAGCUAGAGGAAAAGAUUCGACAGUUCAAUUCCUGGAAAGAAAGUGAUCAAUGGACCGUGUGCAGGAUGGAGAAGAUUAUUCGCGGUCGAGGUCUCCAACGUCGUGAAGUUGAUGUUCACGCGAGUUAUUGUCCGAAAUGCAUUGCAAAAGCUAAGGCUCAGCAAGUUACAAUUGACGUUUUUGAAUGUCCUCUACCAGAAAAUAUUUUAGAGGCAAAAUCGAUAAUAUUUGAGCUGGACGUGCCCGUAGUCUUUUCAGCUUGGCGCGAUCGAACGUAUGGCCUUCUAGUGGACAUAUUUUCACCAAAAUCAACAGUUUCUCAGGACAACGAUUAUUAUGAUUUCAGCAAGACUUUUUUGAAACAGUAUCUUCAGAAGCCCUUAGGGAGAAUUCGCUUAGGGUCCCGUACGAAGCCAUUUAUUGUUUCCCACUACAGGAACAAGUUCGUCUUUCAGGCUACAGUUGAAAACAUUCUGAAGCCAACUGGAUUGAACUACAUGGUUGUAGAUAAUGGCGGAUCUCACCAAGUAGCAGUCACGGGCGACUUUUGUGCAAAUCUGGGCAUCCGAAAGUUAUGCACGAUGAGAUUCGCUCCAGCUUUCAUGAAGCUAGAAGUCUUUCUAGAGGGCACUGAGUCUACUACCAAUGAAACUCUUGCAAAUCAAACAAACUGCCCCUCCGCAUUGACUUUGCACGAGUUCUAUCAAUUUGCAUCUCUUAGAUGUGGGCAUUAUCUUCAAUGGCUUAAUAUUCUGCGAGAGAGUGAAGCACAUUUACUUGAUUUAAACUCCGAUGAAGUUUUCCAAAUAUUGACGCAGGCCGCAUGGCAAGCCGGCCCCGCAGCUUGUAAGCUAGCAUGUCGAGAUUCACACCAAGACCUUGAGGACGAAAUUUUUUCAAUGAAUCUUUUACAGGCUUUAGGGGCAAUAGUCUCAAGUGUAGAGUCUAAUUGGCAGAAUGUAAAAACUAUUCGCGUGGUAAUCAUCCUAAGUACUCGGUUGCUUUGUGUCUCAUCUAAGGACAAAGUACACCAGAGUUGUCUUCAUCUACUCUUACGUAUUCAGGUCAUCACAAUUGCGUGGACUAGAGAUGUUGUCCGCAUACUCCGCGAUUGCCAAGAGGAAGAUGAGCUCGAAUCACUAAACAUCCGAGCCCUUGAAUUAGCAUUGGCGUGUCAUGGCUCAUUCGACGUCGAAAUCAAUAAUCUUGAAAUUAUGCUCAGCUCUAUCGAAACACAAACCAUUUUUAUGGAGAGCUUGAUCACAGUUCACGAUCGACGUCCUGCCUUGACUACUGGCCUCUGCAGUAUGAUUCAAUUUGCCUUGCGACGCUUUGAUAGAGUGAAUCAUUCCGCUGAAUCACUUAUGCGUGGCAUGAUAAUUAAUGAUGCCUCCGGUAUUGACAUGACCAUUCAAAAUCUCUGGUCGGGUUACAAACCUGGCGAUCCUUGGAAAGCACUUGGUCUGCCAAAUGAAAGAUGGCUCAGAACGAAAACAGCAACAUUUGAUGGCCAAGAAUCACUAUAUGUUGAAUUGAACAUUCUAGACGGAGAAUUGCUAAUUAAUGGAUCUCCACUUGCUCGUCUCCCUCGUGCUUAUGAAUCCCAUGCCACAUAUCAACGAAUCUUCGGACGGAAAAUGUUGGAUGUUGUCCCAUCAACAAUGCUCGGCAUGGCUUUUGAGACUAGUAAAGAUAUAUGCGGACAACAGAUUCAUUUCAAAAUGCUCGGCAAGGAAUUAGUGAUUCGAACUCGCAAGGGGGAUGAAUGUUUUGAGGUUAUUCCCAAGCAUAUUCUCACAAACGACUUCCAACACUCGUUCACAGAAAAUUAUGUUUUCAUGCGAAACGAUGAAACCGGUGUUAUACAAUUGAGGCCAUUAGAUAUGCCAUGGAAUUCCUCGACCAGCGAAUGGCAAAUUAAACAUUCUUCAAAGCGAGGGUUUCAAUUGACCAACGGCUCAAUGAUAUCCAUCGACGUCCGAAGUCCAACAGCAUAUGCUAUAUCACAGAUCCUUGGAAAUUUGGAAAUUUCAAGUCACAUUGACAUGAUUCUGAACCAGCAGGGUAAAACAGUGGAAUUACGCCUCCCCCGUUUUAAUCUUGACUUUUUCGUUACUGUGGGAGAUUGGAGGCUUCUUUCGAAGCAAUUUCGAGGAAUGUCUGUGGACAAAAAUCAAGAUAUUGGUACAUUCACUGGCUUGCUUAACAAAAUUGUUUUGUGCAGCAAUGAUAAUGCAACGCGAACUGUGAUUGUUCCAGACGGUGAGAUUUCAUUCAAGCGGAAAAAUGACUAUGUUCAAGUGAACAUCGAUACAACGUCUAUGAGCUCCUGUUCUUAUCACGACUAUCGAAUCGACCCUCAACUUGGCCGUCUGAUUGAUAAUGGAAGCCUGAAAACUUGUUUAUUUAGAUUAUAUCUCCAUUCCAUAACCUCGGAUGUUAUACCAGAUGCCCUCACAGGCAGAACGGGCACGGAAGAAGCACUGAAUGGAUUAAGUUCCUCAUCUGUUUGGUCAUUUUUCACGCUUUCCUCUAGCGAGAUAGGGUUAUUACUAAAGUUGAGAGAUUUAUCUCCACAAGUUACAUACUAUCCGGCACAUAAAAAAUCUAUGCAGAUGAUUUCGUGGAAAGACCUCCCAAUUUUAUCUCAACAUGAACGAUUCCGCGAGCAAGUCGACCUCAUCUUCACAUAUGCCAAGAAACUCGUCCCAUUUCAAAUUGGGUCCGAUAAGAAGCACCCGAUUCCCGAAUCAAACAGUCGUAGCAAUCCUAUUUUAAUUUCUGCGGCUAUUAUUAGGAAUGCUGUUAAUCGUGUCGAUGGCUUUGGGGCAGAGGAUUUUACUACCAUCAAAGAUAAAGAAUACGAUUCUCGUGACGGAAAUUAUGAUGCAAGUCGACGUGCCGAUAUAUACAGAAUCGCAGCAUUGGUAUGUUCGUGGUCACGGAACUUGAAAGUCAAUACUGGUUUAUUGAAAAUGAUAAAUUCUCUGUCAACUCCCAUUAUUGGACCUGGUGUAAUCACAAAAAAUGUCAUUGGAUAUGAUUCAAAGUGGUUAGAUACACCCCAGUCUUUCUUGUCUGAAAAUUGGUGUGCAAUUUAUCAGCAGCUAUCGGCCAGUAUUGAGAGUCGGGAUAAGUAUAAAAUCAUGAUAUUCUUGUCCACAUUGGUCUUCUCGAAAAAAAUCGAACAUUCACUUGUCCAUACAUUGUUAGCAUUUGCCACAAUAACAACCUUCGAUUACAUCAAAAUUCCUCAAUAUAAGCUUUUCCAUCUUUGCGAAGGGUACGAGCCUGACAAAAAUCAACUUAAAGAUCUUAUCGGCGCUCACAUAUAUCACCAUAAGAGAACACCUACAAGAAAACUCGUCAAGAAAGGAGCCGAGACUGAAUGGGACGUUGAUAGUCGGAGACAGCAGACUUACAUUGACCAAACUGAACAUGCCGUUGAAACAACCCUUAGGUAUCUUUUGCUGCAAUGGCCAACUGACGAACCUAUCACAUUUACGGAUAACAAUUGUCAAACAUACAUUGAUAUAAAAACUGCCACUGUUCAAGCUCAACCAAAAUUUUUGUCUUGGUUUAGAAAUAACAGAUUCAAGGAAUACAUCUUGCUAGUUGAAUCAGCUCUCAAGAAGUCAAAUUCAACCAAGUGUACCAAUACUCAGCGAUGGACGGAUUAUGCGAAACCUACCAAUAAAUACAAUCCUAGAUUAGGUUAUAUUGCCAUUACUGAUCUUCUCCAAAAUGAACCGCCAAAUUUCGCCGAUGUAAAUGGACUGUUCCAUUCCAAUCUACCUCUGGUCAAAAUUUCCAGACCUUCGGGCAAUGAUAAGAAUCAUACGAAGGUCGCGGAGCUCUUAAAAGAACUUUCUCGGCACACUUCUGGGGAUUUUGAGACUCAAUACAGCAGUCACUUACAACAAAGUAUCGAGGCUUUGCAUGAGAUACCAUAUUUUGAACUAGAUCCCAUGACAUCAGCUUACGAUUUCUCAGUUCAUUUGAAAGGAAUUCAGGCACUGACAGACAACAUGUACCUCAAAAUUAAAGAGCAGUUGUUAAGUUCUGUAAGUGUGUUUGGAGCUAUAGAAAAUUCGACAAUGCUUCCGCAUUUAUCUCGAACCACCAUUCUUGCUCUUAUCGCAAGUUCCUAUCCUAUAAAGCUCUCGCAACAGUGGAAACAGGCAAUUGUGCAUUUUGGCCUGGCUGUAACUACCCUGCAGCGUCUAAAGCGUCUGGUGGCUUGUGAAAAGAAAGCAGAACUUCUCAUGGAAAUUUCAAACCCGGGACAUCAAGGGUGGGACCCGUUGUUGAAUCCGGACUGGCUACUUCUUGAAUUGGAGAACGAAAUUCUGAUUCGCAAAGAUCAGGCUGAGAUCAGUAGUCAAAUGAUUGACCCAUCAUCAGGCUCAAACUCUGUCAUGCAGUUGAAUAUGGGACUUGGAAAAUCUUCAGUCAUUGUUCCAAUUGUGGCAUCGGCGCUGGCAGAUAAGAAAAAGUUAUGCCGCGUCGUAGUUCUGAGAGCGCUGUCUAGACAGAUGAGAGAACUGUUAGUAAGAAAGCUUGGUAACCUGAUUAAUCGACGUGUAUUUUUUGUCCCAAUAUCACGUGCCCUACAAAUCAAUGCCGAAGAGACAAAACAGCUACGAGAAAUUUACGAGACUUGCAUGAUGUGUGGUGGUGUGCUUCUAGUGCAGCCAGAGCAUUUACUGUCUUUUGAGUUGAUGGGCCUUGAGAUGGUAAUUUCUGGGAAUCAGGACGCAAAGAUUGUUGGUAAGGUGAUCAAUAGCACCCAAGACUGGCUACUCAGAAAUUGCCGGGAUAUCCUAGAUGAGAGUGACGAAAUAUUGAAGGUGCAUUUUGAAUUGAUUUACACUCUUGGCAGACAAUUGCCUAUCGAAUUUGCCCCUAACCGUUGGAUUUUAAUUCAACGGAUAUUAUCGAUAUUGACUUCUUGCAUUAAGAAACUUGAUCGAAAGUACAAAGAUGAUUUCGAAAUAGAGAAUUUGGCGGAUGAUGGUGGUACCUUUGCGAGGUUCAGGAUUUUACAACCGGCACUCGGUGAUAUACUUCUUGAAAGGGUGGUACAAUAUAUCUGCGAUGAAGGACUCCCUGGGCUAUCAUUAUUUCAUUUAACCAAGAGCAAUCGAGACCUUUUAUAUCGAUUUAUCACAGAUUCCAACAUGGAUGAAAAAGCAAUUCUUCAGCAUCCGGUAUUUGACACCGACUUCACGAAAAUGGGCCUUCUACUCCUUCGAGGUCUCUUUGCACACGGAGUACUACAUUUCGCAUUUUCUCAGAAGCGAUUUAGGGUGAAUUAUGGUUUAGAUUUGAAUCGAUCGUCACUAGCAGUCCCAUACCAUGGAAAAGAUGUGCCUGCAGCCGCAGCAGAGUUUAGUCAUCCAGAGACAACUAUCAUAUUGACUUGCCUCUCGUAUUAUUACGAAGGACUAUCCGAAAGCCAAGCAAUAAAAUGCUUCAGAGAGCUCUUUAAAUCGGACAACAGGCAAGGUGAAUAUGAAAAGUGGACCAGAAAUUGCCCCAAUAUUGAAACUAAAUUCAAGAAAUUAAGUGGCGUCAAUCUCAACAACAUACAACAAUUCUCUCAACAUGUAUAUGCCAAUAUAAGACGUUCCAAAGAGAUGAUAGAUUUCUACCUCAAUCACCUUGUUUUUCCAAAGGAAAUGAAGGAAUUUCCCAAGAAACUUUCUUCAUCGGGAUGGGACAUUGCUCGGACUAAAACCCACCUGCUUACUGGCUUCAGCGGAACUAAUGACAGCAAAUAUGUUCUCCCGCUCUCUAUAGAGCAACGAGAUCUAGCAGAUCAACUUUCAACGAAUGCAGAAGUACUCGCAUGCUUAUUGCAAUCUGAAAAUGAAUUCGAUUCCACGAUCAAGGGUGAAGAUUUCAAUGCUGAAAUCCUCCUAAAGCUUGCAGUAACGUCUAAACCGAGAAUAAGGGUAAUCCUCGAUGUUGGGGCACAGGUCUUAGAGCUAAGGAAUGAAGAGGUUGCUAGUAGAUGGUUAGCACAACUUCCAAUUAGUGAGGUACAGGCGGCGGUGUUCUUCGAUUCUUCGGAUGAGCUUUGCGUUCUGAACCGUGAUGGAGUGACCGAACCUCUCACUAUCUCGCCAUUCGCCAAACAGAUGGACCUAUGUGUGGUUUAUCUUGAUGAAUCUCAUACACGUGGAACAGACUUAAAACUACCAACGAAUUACCGGGCCAUCGUUACACUUGGACCAGAUUUGAACAAGGAUCGUCUCGCACAAGCAUGUAUGCGCAUGAGAAAGCUGGGAAAGGGUCAGUCAGUAUUAUUUUGUGCGCCAAAAGAUAUCAAGCGAAAAAUAAUACACUGCACAAAUUUGACUCAGUCUGAUCAAAUCGAGGUCAAGCAUGUUCUUUUGUGGUGUAUAAGAAAUACAUUAGACCAAGUUCGAAAGUCUGUUGUGCCUUGGGCAAUUCAAGGAAAACGUCAUUACGAACGACUUGAAGCUCUAGACGCAAACCCUGGUAUUGUGCCUGGAUCUGUUCAAGAAGACGAAGUGCAGAGCCUAGAGGAGAGAUACGGAACCGGCAAAGAAAAAGCUGACGGGCGUUGGCUGGCCGAUACAGCUCCUAACAAAGACAUGAAAUACUCCGCCGAGCUUAUCUCUAUUCGAAACAAAUGUGCACAGUUUGGUUUUAAUUCUUUUGCAGGUGCUAGUUUGUACGAAGAGCAAGAGCGUGAACUACAGCCAGAGAAAGAAUUGGAGAUACAGCGUGAGCAUGCCCCAAGUUUACCAGCUUUAAAACACAAUGUGCAUGCCGACGUCAUGAAUUUGGCCACGACAGGAAUUAUGGUACACAGCGCUCGGAGUGGAUUUUUACCCGCUUUUGAUAUAUUCAAGGAUACGUCUGCAAAAGGUUUGUUCGAUAUAUCCAAGUGGCCCAGAGAUCUUUGGGUCACUCGUGACUUUGCACAAACUGUGCGCAGCUUUGGUAAGAUCGAUUCAUUUUUACGUCCAGUCAACUGGGUCGUUACAUCUGAGGGCAAUAAUGGCAUGUCUAUCUGCGUAGUCUUUAGUCCUUUCGAAGUUCAAAUGUUACGCUCUGUCAUUGAACAAAACAAGAAAGUCGUUCUAAGCAUCUAUUCUCCACGCCUAAGCCUCUCUUCAAAGACAUUCGAGAGUCUUGAUGUUCACAAAAUACCAACAACUUCGAAGCUGCCAUCAAUUCGUCCACGGAUUAUCAUGCUUUUAAACCUUUUUGCUGGACAGUUAUAUAUUCGAAGCUACGAUGAAUAUAUUCGCCUCUGCCAAUUCCUUGGACUUUGUCAUUAUCCACCUCGAGAUGAUGUCGAAAUUUGUUCUGACAAUUUUGUCCCUAUACCAAGUCGUGCAUCGUUCGAUCCCGUCAUGGAGGAGGUUUGCCCUUUCAAGCAGAGUCCUGUUGAUUUUCUACAAAAAGUAUUUGCGUUGAGACGAAAAGGUCAGAAUUUUGAGGACUCGCAUAUGGGUAGGAUCUUGAGUGGAGAGUUAUUGAACAGGAAAGACUUCGACGAUGGUGAGAGUACCUUGGGUGGCAAGAAUGAAUAUUAAAGAUGGCGAGAGCUUCUGUACAAAUAUCUUAGAGUGGGGUUGAGAAAUGGAUAUGCGGAUUCUUAUUGGUCAUUAAAUCUUGCACUUACAUUCCUAUCAUGAUCACGUGCUGUAUCACAUUCAAUACUCUUAAACACCA
Messenger RNA from Botrytis cinerea B05.10, 10249 nucleotides. RefSeq lists its product as hypothetical. The transcript is spliced from 5 exons. The record is from RefSeq and is a predicted model, not a curated record. NCBI's taxonomy places the organism in Eukaryota, Fungi, Ascomycota, Leotiomycetes, Helotiales, Sclerotiniaceae. The coding region runs from base 808 to 10110 and encodes 3100 amino acids.